Messenger RNA from Raphanus sativus (radish), 2446 nucleotides. RefSeq names its product boron transporter 4. Gene Ontology annotation, biological process: monoatomic ion homeostasis; monoatomic anion transport; transmembrane transport. Gene Ontology annotation, cellular component: plasma membrane. Bases 167 to 2203 code for a protein of 678 amino acids. The record is from RefSeq and is a predicted model, not a curated record. Gene Ontology annotation, molecular function: solute:inorganic anion antiporter activity. Lineage: Eukaryota; Viridiplantae; Streptophyta; Magnoliopsida; Brassicales; Brassicaceae. The transcript has 13 exons.
CAAAAAAACCCUAUAAAUCGCUACACUCUGUUACUUUCGGCUCCGGCUACGACUCAGCCUCCAACCUCUCACUUCCCUCUGAUUCCACGGUCAUUAAAAGCCAAGACCAGAGGCUGAGAAUCAAAACAGAUCAACGAGUUCUGGAGUCUCUGAGUGAUUCUGAAAGAUGGAGGAAGAGAUUAGCUCAAAGAGGCCAUUUAGAGGGAUCAUAGCAGAUCUCAAAGGAAGAGCCUUGUGUUACAAGCAAGACUGGAUCAUUGGUCUCCGUUCUGGUUUCGGGAUUUUAGCACCAACGACAUACAUAUUUUUUGCAUCUGCGCUUCCGGUUAUAGCCUUUGGAGAGCAACUCAGCCGUGACACAGAGGGAGCGUUGAGCACGGUAGAAACGUUAGCAUCAACAGCGUUAUGUGGAGUGAUACACUCAAUAUUAGGAGGACAGCCACUGUUGAUACUUGGAGUUGCAGAACCAACUGUCUUAAUGUAUGUUUACUUGUACAACUUCGCUAAAGGAAGACCAGAGUUAGGCAAAGAACUCUACUUAGCUUGGGUGGCUUGGGUUUGUGUAUGGACGGCUAUGUUACUGUUCUUGAUGGCGAUCCUCAACGCGGCUGAUAUCAUUAACCGGUUCACGAGGAUUGCUGGUGAGCUGUUUGGUAUGUUGAUCUCCGUUCUGUUCAUCCAACAAGCCAUUAAGGGUAUGGUGGGCGAAUUUAGUAUGCCAAAAGAGGGGGACUCAAACCUCGAAAAGUAUAAGUUUGAGUGGCUCUACACAAACGGACUUCUUGGACUCAUUUUCACCUUUGGCCUUCUCUACACUGCUUUGAAGAGCAGAAAAGCUAGGUCUUGGCGAUAUGGAACAGGAUGGUACAGAAGCUUCAUUGCGGACUAUGGAGUUCCUUUGAUGGUUGUGGUUUGGACAGCAUUGUCUUUCACCACGCCAUCAAAACUCCCAUCUGGUGUCCCGAGAAGACUCUUUAGUCCUCUUCCUUGGGACUCUGCUUCUUUAGAACACUGGACUGUUAUCAAGGACAUGGGGAAAGUCUCUCCGGGAUACAUUUUUGCGGCGUUUAUACCAGCACUGAUGAUUGCAGGACUCUACUUCUUUGAUCAUAGUGUUGCUUCACAGCUAGCUCAGCAAAAGGAGUUCAACCUCAAGAACCCUUCUGCGUAUCACUAUGACAUUCUCUUGUUGGGAUUUAUGACGUUGAUCUGUGGAUUGCUCGGCCUGCCUCCUUCUAAUGGAGUCCUUCCUCAGUCUCCUAUGCAUACCAAAAGCCUCGCUGUUCUCAAACGACAGUUGAUUCGGAGGAAGAUGGUGAAGACAGCCAAAGAAAGCAUAAGGAAGAGAGCAACAUCUUCUGAAGUGUACGAGAACAUGCAAGAAGUCUUCAUAGAAAUGGACAAAAGCCCAAUCUCUCAGCCAGAGAGAAUAGUGAUACUUGAGCUGCAAGAUUUAAAAGAAGCCGUAAUGAAGAGCAACGAGGACGAAGGAGAGAGAGACGAGGAGAGCGGUGGUUUCGAUCCAGAGAAGCACUUGGACGCUUACUUGCCCGUACGAGUCAACGAGCAGAGAGUGAGCAACCUUUUACAGUCACUGCUAGUAGCAGGUGCAGUGUUGGCUAUGCCGGCCAUCAAGCUCAUGCCGACUUCAGUUCUAUGGGGAUACUUCGCUUACAUGGCCAUCGACAGCCUCCCUGGAAACCAAUUCUUCGAGCGCAUGAUGCUUCUCUUCGUCCUACCAAGCCGGCGAUUCAAGGUCUUGGAAGGAGCACAUGCGUCGUUCGUGGAGAAGGUUCCUUACAAGUCAAUGGCUGCGUUCACACUCUUGCAGAUAUUCUACUUUGGGAUUUGUUACGGAGUGACGUGGAUUCCUGUAGCUGGAAUAAUGUUUCCGGUUCCUUUCUUUCUCUUGAUAGCCAUCAGACAGUACAUUCUACCAAAGCUAUUUAACCCGUCUCAUCUCCGAGAACUCGAUGCGGCUGGGUACGAGGAGAUCCCAGGCACUCCCAGGGACCCGCUUGAAUUGUCUUUCCGGGCGACUGAUUCGACGAGAGGCGUUCCAGAGUAUGAUGCUGAGAUUUUAGACGAGUUAACGACGAGAAGAGGGGAGCUCAAAGUCCGUACGGUUAGUCUUAAUGAAGAGAAAGGCAACCAGAUAUAUCCCAAGGAAAAAGAACAAGGAGGGGAUGGAACACGAGAGUAGUACUACGAGACAGUGAGUGAUAUUAAUAACAGAAACAACGAAUACCAUUUUUCGAGUUAUUUGACCACUUAGUAUUUGUUUGUAGAUCAAAACCAUAGAUGAUACGUGUGGCUUUAUUAUUCCCAAUUCUUAUUAAAAUUAAAACAUCCACAUGUUCUUCUUAGCAGUAAUAAUACAUAAAAAUGUUAUGAACAUGUAUCAGUGACGUUUCUCCUUGUAUUUCAUUAAAGUGUACGAUUUCAC